CAGGAUGUCGCAGCUAAAAUUCUCUUCACGGCGAUCCCCAGUGGUUUGCACAAAUGGCUGUGUUGCAUCAAGCCAGCCUCUUGCAACAAGUGUUGGUCUCGAUAUUUUAAAGAGUGGUGGCAAUGCUGUCGACGCUGCCGUGGCUGUAGCGGCUGCUCUAAAUGUUACUGAACCAUGCAGUACUGGAAUAGGGGGAGACUGCUUCUGCUUGUACUAUGAUGCAAGCACAAAACAGGUGCAUGGUCUCAAUGGAAGCGGCCGGUCUCCACAGUCCUUAACGUUUGAGCUGCUGAAAGAACAUGGUUUCAAUGAAGCAAAUCCUCCACCUGUACAACAUGCAUAUAAUGUCACAGUACCUGGUGCAGCAGCUGGCUGGUGUGAUGCUAUUGCACUGUAUGGAAGUCAAAAGCUUUCUAUGAGGCAGAUUCUGCAACCAGCAAUAGAAAUGGCUGAGAAAGGUUUUCCAGUAUCAGAAAUUACUUCUUACCACUGGAAGAGUGGUGCUCAUACCCUUCAAACUCCUGGAAACCUACAUGGGAAAGACCUGCUGGUUGAUGGUGAAGCUCCUGAUCAUGGCCAGGUGUUCUGCAAUCCAUUUUUGGCAAAUACUUUUAAGGAGUUGGCAAAAUCUGGCAAAAAAGGUUUUUAUGAAGGCCGUGUGGCCAAAGCUGUUGUGGACAUAGUACAGAAUAAUGGAGGAGUAAUGAAUUUGGAAGACCUGAAAAGUCAUGUCACUGAAGAAGUCAAACCUAUUGCCACAAGUUAUAAGGGUGUGAAGAUUUGGGAAAUCCCCCCAAAUGGGCAAGGAAUCACAGCUCUACUAGCCAUAAACAUUUUAGAGAACUUCAAUGUGAAAGAAAUGGGUCAUAAUACUGCUCAGUAUUUACAUGUUCUAAUUGAAGCUUUCAAAAUCAGCUUUGCUGAUACUUUUUGGUUCUGUGCAGAUCCAGAAAAAGUAUCAGUACCUACAGAAAGGCUCCUUUUAAAAUCUUAUGCCAAUGAACGUUCAAAGCUAAUUAAUUUACAAAGAGCAACUGCCAAACAUAAUCAUGGAAAUCCUUUCCCAGUUGGAAGUGACACUGUUUACUUUACAGUGGUGGAUGCUCAAGGCAAUGCCUGCUCUUUCAUUAACAGCAACUAUAUGGGAUUUGGCACAGGGCUGGUACCAGAAGGCUGUGGAUUUACAUUACAAAACAGAGGAGCCAAUUUUUCACUACAGCCUGAUCAUCCAAACUGCCUAGCACCCAGGAAACGGCCAUAUCACACAAUUAUACCUGCUCUGGCUACAGCUGCAGAUUCAGGGAAGCUCCUGUGCUCCUUUGGAGUAAUGGGUGGAUUCAUGCAGCCUCAAGGACAUGUACAGGUACUACUGAACAUGUUGGAAUUUGGGAUGAAUCCCCAAGAGGCUUUGGAUGCUUCUCGUUUUUGUGUGGAAUAUAACAAAAAAGUAGAUGCUUGGGAUGUGUCCCUAGAAGAGGGCAUCUCUCAGGAUAUUGCAGAAGAAUUGGGAGCCAUGGGUCACACUGUCAUUUCACCUGUAACUGGGCAUAGCCGGAGCAUGUUUGGACAAGGUCAGAUCAUUACCAAAGGAGACUGGUGGAGGCAGAAAACUCUUUCUUCUAGCAAUGUGUUUUGGGCUGGGUCCGAUCCUCGAGCUGAUGGUUGUGCAUUGGGAUACUAGUGCUGAAGAAAGAACUGGCUGUGUAAUUUAAGUCACUAAAAAUUGAAUCCCAAGAUCAUGGUAUGCUAGAAAAAUGGAUCCAAAUCUAGUUAAAUCACACCUUGAUGAUACUGGUUAUCUUGCCUGAAUAAUUUCUGAGAUUCUGUGGUCCAAAGCUUAGUUUUUCCAAGCUCUGAAUACACCAUAUACUUAGCACACAGAAAUCUUGGUUUUAAUCUGAAGUAUCACUGCCUGUGACCUGGGAGAGCAAUUUAGUUAUCCAUCAGAUUAUAUGAGGAUUGGGCAAACUGCAGCUCUCCAGAUUUUUUGGGACUGCAGCUCACAUCUCCAUAGGCAACUUAGCCUAUUAUGAGGAAUUCUGGGAGAGGAGGGAUGUACAAUUCUCACCCGAGGACUAUGUUGGACUCAAUACACUGGACAGUGGUGUGGUAAAUCCACUCUGGAUUUUAUUCCACACUUCAAAGGAGCUAUCCAACAUUCUGGAUUUUUGGUGGGGGUGUUCAACACCUAUUUGAAAUCUGGAAUAAACCCGAGAGUGGAGUCACUGCAACAAUGAUAUGGAAGAUUCUAGCUACCCCUCUAAGCUAUGAAAUACCUGGGAUGAAUGAUCAAUGGCCACUUUCCAUUUCUGCUUACACAAGAGUGGUUAUAACUCUGCCAAUAUCUUGGACAAAAUGCCCAAAUACCCAAGUCAGUAAGGAGCAUAAGCAGAGAGUAAAUAUGGAAAGAUCUAAAAGCCAACAGGAAAAAGGGCAGUCCAUGCCAGUUAUUAAUAUUGACUUAUCACUUCUUCCCUAACUCUUCCCCCUCCCCCACCAGGAAUCCACUUUACAGCAUGAACAUUUACUGUGUGUAUUGAUUUUUGAGACAGUGUUGGUAUUAUCCUAACUAUUAUGCAGCACUGCAUUUUUAAGUUUUAAUUUUCUUUUCUAACUAGUGCUCAGUUGGGCAGAAAAGAAAUCUCUUUGUAUUAAUUGGUUCUCAUUUUUAAUAUAACACUUAAGAAAUGAAUGUUAUGGCAUGUUCUGGUAUGAUUUAUUAUUUAAUAAAGAGG
This is a messenger RNA of Sceloporus undulatus (fence lizard), 2735 nucleotides long. Its product is annotated as glutathione hydrolase-like YwrD proenzyme. Gene Ontology annotation, molecular function: glutathione gamma-glutamate hydrolase. Gene Ontology annotation, biological process: glutathione catabolic process. The coding region runs from base 5 to 1681 and encodes 558 amino acids. NCBI's taxonomy places the organism in Eukaryota, Metazoa, Chordata, Lepidosauria, Squamata, Phrynosomatidae. The record is from RefSeq and is a predicted model, not a curated record. The transcript is spliced from 11 exons.